Scatophagus argus is the source of this 1197-nucleotide messenger RNA. RefSeq names its product glutamate-rich 2 (gene erich2). Lineage: Eukaryota; Metazoa; Chordata; Actinopteri; Scatophagidae. The record is from RefSeq and is a predicted model, not a curated record. Bases 273 to 1088 code for a protein of 271 amino acids. The transcript has 11 exons.
CCGUUACUAUGGUAACGACUGUUUGUUUCCCUGUUGCGCUGCAGUCCCACUACCUCUGCUAGCCGCUAAUUCUAAUACAAGACAACCUUAUUCAUCGUUAUUAUUACAGGAAAGUUUCUUCCAAAGUUGGUACCUAAAGUUGAAACCGCUUUAUCUAACUCUAUGAGCAGUUUGCCAUGAUUAGGUCACAACAUUGGCCAUGGUUGUGAAUUGCUACUUUGCCUGUCCAACAAACAUUUCAUGAUUACAGCCAUUCCGAUCUCUCUCCCUGGAUGCAGUUGGCAGUAGAAGUGAUGUCUGCUCAUGCUGAGAUGCACAAACCCCAUGCUUACUAUCCUUUCAUGGCAGGCUCAUAUUCUGAUUAUGUUCCAGAAAAAGUAGGGGAAAGGACGGUCACUGAUAAACCUCGGAGUCCUCCUACCUGUGCACUACUUCAUUCUGUACAGGAGACUCGAAAGUCUGUCUUUCCAAGUGGUGAAGCGCUGAACACAGACGAGUGCUCACCAAAGGACUCCAUCAACAUCACACCAAGGGUAGAAGAACAAGCACAGCUGACUGCAGUGCCUGAUGACAAGCUGAAAACGAAUGACUCGAUGAAAGCGCAGCCCCCAGACUCAGCAGUAACGGGAGGAACAACGCAUGAUCCCCCACCAGCUGAGUCUCUUCCCAUGCAUGAGAGGAAUGGGGAAGAAGAACAGAUUGAGGAGGAGGAUGCUGAGGAUGAAGACCUGAAGGCACCGGUGGAGCUAAUAAUCAAGUUCCUUAGAGCUGUGAUGGACAGAGACUUUCAACUGGCCAGCAAACUGUGUCAGAUGAUUCUCAUCUAUGAACCAGACAAUCCUGAGGCCUCUGAGUUUCUCCCACUGAUCCACAAGAAGCUGUUGGAGGAACAAGAGGAAGAGCAAAGUCCUGAGGAAGAUGAAGAUGAAGAUGAGGAAGAUGACUCAGCAAGUGAUGAAGAGUCAUCUCGGUGCACAAGCUGUUCCUCUUCGUCUUGCUCCUCUUCCUCACCAUCAGAUGAUGAUGAAGAAGAUGAAGAGCGAGUGAACAGAUACAAGCCUUGUCCUCCUUGUCACAUUUGCCCCUAAGUAACAGUGCAGGAGAAGAAAAGUUUGGUCCUAUCAGCAGAAGGCUGUGCUGAGAGCCUCUUGUGUUUUCUGUUAAUCCUCUAAGCUUCUACUGCACAGUAAGACAUUU